GAUAAUUUUAGGGUGUGUACUGUUUGUACAGGAUUCGGUUGAUUAGAACGAAGAACUUAGAAAAUGGGGUGACUAAAGACGUUUUUAUUAGAAUCAAAACAAUGAGUUACAAGACUGAUCAAAGGUAAGGAGACAAGAUCAGAGGUUUAAACGACAAGAUCAAAGAGAUGAUUAGGAAACCCUAAAUCUAGCCGCUUAGUGUGUGAUUUGUCCAAAAGUCCUUCCUCUCGUUGCCUCCUCCUCCUCUCUUAUAGUACCCUCGCGCGUGAUGCCCUAAUCGCGCCUAUCCUUUGGGCCUUGUCGCCCAAAGGCCGAGUAUGUGGGCCUCGAUACUAUUUCGUCCGAGCCGAGUAUAGCUGAUCGGCUCAGCUGACCGGCUUAAAAUACUCUAGGGUCGAGCUGACGUUUCUAGCCGCUAAGCCGACUAAGCUCGAUCGACCUUGUCGGGCUAGGGCCUGUUAUAUGAUGGGCCUUGUGGAGGGAUGUAAUCCAUCUCCUACAAUAAGUCCCCCCCCAGUUCACUUGUGAGCGGCUUGUCGGUCUCAGUGAAUUUGUGGGUCGGGUUCGUUCAUAUAAUAGGACCUAAUGUUGACGAUGGCUCGUUUUAUCGGUGUGUGGUUUUAGUCGCGUACCGCAUCUGGUCGCUCCGUGUUGUGUCUUCUCACGAUGCGUUAUGCUUUACUCGGGAGGUAAACUCCUCGAAUGAAGAGCCCAAGCGGUCUUUGGAUGGUUAACUCUGUUGAGUUGGUUCGGGCCAGAACCGGAGAUUAAUUUUGGUCCGGUUUCUUGAUUGAAAGCCGGUUUGGGCGAGAAACCGAACCGUCGCGAGUAGGUUUUUGGGCAUUUAGGCGGCCUUUGAAGCCCAUUUAGGCCUUUGUAGACCUAAUGAUGACGCUUCGAAGGGUGCGCCUCGUUUUUGCUAUAAAUAGGCGUCUCUCCUUCGCUUUCGUCAUUCUUCUCUGCAAGCUCAGGUACUCCACUUUCUCUCCCUUCUCUCUACUUUUAUUUUCUCUCUCUAGAUAAGCCUUCCGUAGCGUAGGUUUUUUUUGCUAGUGGUCUAGCUAGUUUAGUCGUUCCCCCGAGUAGAAAGGAUAUGGCUCCAGGGAAUCGGCUAUCGCGCGAAGAAAAAGGGAAAGACAUAGCUACCUCGCCAAGCCCGGCUAGGGAUGCAGACGGGAGUCCGUUGGAGGAUUUCGACAUAAUCCAUCGUGAUGCUCUGCGGGAUACGGAGAAUAUGAGCCUUUCCCAGCGUCUUCUGGUCGCUGACGCCCACAGACAAUUUCGCGAAGAAGCCGAAGAAAACGUUGUGAACGAGGAUAGGGAGGCGAGUGGUUCUGAAGCGCCUAGCCUUGUCGUAAGGCCUAGGAGACGGGCUCAUCGAAGGGGUCGCAUCGACCAGUCAGACCGUCUUCCCGCCCCGAGAAGUGUUCCGUUCGACGAAGUAGACUGCCGUCCUGUGAUUUAUCACCCUGGCGGGAUUUUCGAAGAACUACCUUCGCUGCCUCCCGAAGCGUUACGCGACCCGCGAGUUCAAUCAUGGGGAAACGUUUUCGGUUCCUGCUCUUCCCACGAGACCGUGAAGAGAUUGCUGAGAGAGUGUGGUGGCGCCGGAGUCACCUUCAUUAUUCCUUCGGCUGAACAGCGGCCGUGGUCGCCACCGGUUGGUUACCAAUGCGUGUAUGAAUCCUACUUCAAGGAUCAGACGAAGCUCUGGUUCCCAAUCCCCAGACUAAUCACGUCUUACGCGUUUCGUCGGGAUAUCGCCAUUUCCCAGCUGCUGAACGGGUCGCUGCGCAUAGCCGUCAUGUUGAUGGUUAUGGCCGCGGAGAUGGAUGUUUCGAUGAGCGUGAGAGUAUUUGAGGAGCUAACUUUUACGAAGGCGGAGCCUAACGGGAUCUUCUCGGUAAAGAUGAGAGCGAGUUACAACGUUUUGACCGGUCAUCCCAACAAGACGCAGGAUUGGCAACGCGCAUAUUUCUUCGUUAAGUCCGACGAGCAUGCCUUCGAGGAGCCGCCGGGGGACGAUUAUCGCGUUUUAUGGAAUCAGCAACUUGUUCGUCAUCCCAAUACGAUCGCCUAUCCCGAGAAGUUCUUUGAAACCGCUCAACUGAUCGCGACGCACAGUCAUCUCAGGUGGCCGGAUCUUAGUCGGGAGUGGAUACGUCGACAACAAGCUAGGAUCGCCAGAGUUGAUUGGGAAUCGAGACUUCCUUGUGUACUCGGUCCCCGCCGAUCACGUCUUUCCCUAUUUACUCGGAAGCAGCAGAAACUUCUUAACCAAGCUAGAAAAAUGGAGGGAGUUCCCGACUUGAGUGCUUUGUUAAAAGGGAAACUUCAAAUGCUCUCGACGACACCGUCUUCUGCCGGCGCCUCGGAGGCCAGGCCUGUUCCCGUAGACGGAGAUGCGAACUCCGAGCCGCCAGCUCAGAGUUCCCCAAAGAAGAAAACCAACAAGGUCAACAAGGCCAAAGCCAAGGACGGGAGUGUCCCUUUGGAAGUGGCGCCAUCUUCUGCCAAUGUCACUGAAGCCGCGGCUAAGAAGAAGAAGAAAAAAGGGAGCAAGAAAAGGUCUCGCGAGGAGGCUUCUGUUGAGGCUAGGGAAACCUCAGCUGCCGCAAGGGAUGAUGAUGCGGAAAAAGACGAUCCAGCCGGUUCUACUCGGGGAUCGCCUGAGGAGCGUCCCAAGAAGAAAUCGAAGAAGAAAGCCGCGGAAGACGAUGGGACUUCAGCUCCCGAGAUUCCUUCCAGAAGUGGAGAAACGGCUACCGAAGUCGGAGAUGGAUCUCGGGGUGAAUCUCCGUCGAGUAAGGGAGCCCCUUCGUCUUCUGCGAGGGAGACCGGUGCGGGAAGCGGAGGUUCGCUUCCGCGGAAGACGGGAGGAGGAGUUCGCUUUCCGGACCGCGUAGAGUUCCUUUACGAUGAGGCGACUCCGUUGGUCCUGAAUCCACUUCGGUGUGCUGAACUGACUCGCCAGAUCCGUGGUGGGACCAAGGAGUUGCCGCCGGUCGAGGACUUAUACUUCAAAAAGGAGUAUAUUGACGCGGCUAUGGCGGGCAGACGGGUAAACUCGCUUUUCUCCUAUUUCCCUUUUUCUUCCUUAAAAUUUUUCUAAGUUUUUAAUGCUUCACGCAGAGCGACGGGAGCGUGAAUUACCUCGUGGAGAAGUACGAUAGCACCCUGAAGCAGACGAUGGUCCAGCUGGGCGCCUCGGAUAAACUCGCACGGACAAGAUUGAGCGUAAUCGAGAGGUUACGCGCUGAGAACAAAAAGGCCGGCGACAAAGCGGCCAAAGAGAAAGAGGUCCUCCGAGUUAAAUUUGAGGAGUUGGAGGACAAGCUGAAGUCUGACCGUCUUGCGAAGAAGGACGCUCUCCGCGAGAAAACCCGCUUAGAGCGAUUGGUCGCUUCCCUCGAGAAGGAGAAGGCUGAACUCGAGGAAGAGAGGGACGCUGUCGUCGGGACGCUGGUCAAAGAGAGGCAACGUCUGAGGGAUUCUAGGGUUCAGGAGGUCACCCGUGAGAGGAUCAAGGUCCAGACGGCUAUGGCGGACAAGUCUACUCGCUGUAUAGGUAAAGUGAAGGGCUAUCUGGAUCGCGUCAUGGCGCGAGAGAAGGCCAAGAACCUGUACGGGCAGGCUUCAGGAACCAAAAAGUGCCUCGAGAUGAUUAGAGAUAGCGGG
Molecule: messenger RNA, 3678 nt
Organism: Brassica napus (rape)
Lineage: Eukaryota; Viridiplantae; Streptophyta; Magnoliopsida; Brassicales; Brassicaceae
Product: meiosis-specific protein ASY2-like
Exons: 3
Coding region: 1094-3112 (672 amino acids)
Source: RefSeq, a predicted model, not a curated record